AUGCCGACCGCACAGCAUCCGCAAGCGAAGUUCGAUCCCAUCCCGCCGGAUUUCGAUUUGCAUUCGGUUGUAGAGAGGACGCCAAAUUUCCACUGGAUAUUGCGCAUCUCGGCUGCUCAGAUUCGAAACAUAGGACCUCAGGAAUUCGAGCGACUGGUGUUUCUUCACGUCAUCCACGGUGGGAAACCGCUGGUCAUCGAGAAAUGGAACGACCGUCUACCCAAGUCGCUCUUCAGCGCACAAUGGCUGGAGUCUACCUACGAUAAGAAACCCGAGAAUGUUCGAGACGUGGUCGGGCAGGCCGAUAUCCCCAUGUCGAUGGGCCAUUACCUCCGGUCGAUGAAGACGCUCACGAACCAAUGGGCCCCCAGCAAUUUCCGCGAUGAGCGACGACAGCGACUCUAUCUCAAGGACAUCGACUGCCCUCCAGAGUGGCAAGAAUACCUGCAGAAAAUCAUCCCUCCGAACCUUUACUACAUGAACUCGAAUGUCGACGAGCGGGCCGGGAAAGGGAGCGGCGACGAUAUGGGCAUCUUCCAGGAGGGGCGGUCCGCCGCCCCUGCCGGUGAUCUGAUGAGCAGCCUGCCUGAAGAAAUGCGCGCCCAGAACCUCAUGUGCUACAUCGGCCACGAAGGCACUUAUACCCCCGCUCAUCGGGAAAUGUGCGCUAGCCUGGGCCAGAAUAUCAUGGUGGAUGCCUCUGGCGACGAAAAUGGAGAGCGGCCAGGAAGCUCAAUAUGGUUCAUGACCGAGACGAAGGAUCGCGAAGUGGUGAGGGAAUACUUCCUGUCCAUGCUAGGCCACGAUAUCGAAAUCGAGAAGCACUUUGCCCAGGUCAACGCCUGGAAGAAGGCCACCUUUCCUGUGUAUGUCGUGGAACAAAAGGUUGGAGACUUCAUCCUUGUUCCUCCGCUAGCUCCCCACCAGGUUUGGAACCGCGGCACAAGGACCAUCAAGGUCGCAUGGAACCGGACAACGGCCGAAACUCUACAGUUGGCGCUACACGAAGCACUACCAAAGGCAAGGCUUGUCUGCCGAGACGAGCAGUACAAGAACAAGGCCAUCAUCUUCUACACCCUGGACAAGUACUACAAGGAAAUGGUGGAUACGGAGAAGACGGCCGACAUAGGCUUGCUCGGAUUCGGUCAAGAUCUGAUCAAGAACUCGACCAGGAUGAAGCAGAUGGCGGCCGAUUUCAAGUCACUUUUCAGCCUGUUCACCGAGGUUCUCCUCGACGAAAUGUUCGCGACAAGGGAAAAGGAGAUCGACUACAUCGAGUUCGACUCCAACAUUACUUGCUCCUACUGCAGAGCGAACAUCUUCAACCGCUUCCUGACCUGCAAACGCUGCGUACGCCAGCUCGUCAACGGAGACGAGGACACCUACGAUAUCUGUAUGGAGUGCUACGUCAUGGGCCGCUCGUGUUUCUGCGUCUCCAAUCUCAGCUGGUGCGAGCAGUGGCACUGGUCCGAUCUGGUUGACCGGUACGAAUCUUGGCGGGCGUUGAUCAUUAAGAAUGAUGGCUUCGUCAGCUUUGACGGUUCGCCCCUCCCGUUGGAGCUCGCGAGGAGGAAACUGGGCAAGAAGGCGGUUGCCCAAAUCUGCCAGGAGCAACUGCGGAUGCGACCGUGGAAGGACAUCACCCAGGCGAAGGAGGCAUCCGAGCCAGAGUCGGAUGUCGAGGUGGAUGACGAGGGCCGGCCCAAGAAGAAGAAGAAGAGGAAGGCGAAAAAGGGCGACGUGCACCGUUGCCACGUUUGCCAGCAUAAAGACUACAACUACAAGUUGGCCUUCUGCACGAACGAGGGUUGCCAUGAUGCAUAUUGUUUUGGUGUGCUUUACAGGGCCUUCGACAUGAUGCCGCAGGAGGUGGUGCAGAACGAGCGAUGGCAAUGCCCCAAAUGUCUCAAGAUUUGCAAUUGCGCCGCCUGCCGCCGGGCUGGGAACGGCGUUCCCUACAUUCCCAAGACCACCCUGCUCGGGCACGACACCCGCCGAAUCGCAGAUGACCGCAGCGUCGAGACCCUGGUCGACUUCCGCGUUCACAACCUGUCCUGGCUCAAGAGCGUGGGCGACGAGAGCCGGAGCCUGUCGAGCAAGCGAAUGCAGAGGCUACAACAGGCGGCCGAGGCGGAGAAGGCGAAGCAGGCUGAAAUGCCUGACACAGUGCCCACCCUGCCGGACGGCGCCCUGGCGGAACAAAAUGGUUACCACAUGGGCCCCGCUGCCGUCACUGACAUGUCUACGGGUGUGACCCAAGACCAGUCCUCAUACCCCGACCCCUCGGGGCUCGGCCGCGAGAGGAUGCUCGGCAUGGGAUACUAUGAACAGGAUGACAGCCCUGACAAGAUUCUAUUUGACCCGUACCAAAUGCCCUCUACAGAAGCUUUGGUGGUGGAUGACGAACCGGAGAUAUCCAAAUACCACAAGAAACAACCCCGAAUCACGAAACGACGAGCUCGACAGGAAGAAGACGACGAUCCGGACUUCCAAGGGCCAUGCUCUCAUCACAGAAAGAAACCCAGGCUCGAACCCGAGCCCCAGCCCGACGCCCAGGAAGUUGCGCUGAGCAACAUGGACCCCGCCUUGUUUGGCGGUGAUGAGACGGUGCUCGACGCCCCUACGGAAGAAGCCCCGCCAGUCCAUCCUGAAGCGCCGGCAGAAGUCUCACAGCCAGCACCCGAGCCAGCUGAUGGUGCUCAAGACACAAGCGAGCUCUCGGGGACCCAGAGCGCGACUCCGAAUCGUGAGCCCGAGAAGCCGGCAAAGCGGCGUGGACGGCCCCCGAAGGUGCGGCCUUCGCUUAGCGCGGGUCCUGAAAACGAGACGGAUGACCUUGAUGCUCAGCUAGCGCAGCAACUCAAAGGGCUCGACGAAGAAGGCGAGGUUAUCAAUACGGAGGUAGCGCCUCGGGAUGAAACGGCAGGACCUGUAGGGCCGAGGAGACGCGGUCGUCCACCGCGCAACGCCCAACCCGAGGCCCGGUCGAAAAAGCCAGAAGUAGCUGUGGAACUGCCAUCGCAGUCACUGCUGUCCAUGGCCGAAAGGAUGCGCCUCAGGGGCAAGAAAUUCAGAAUUGGUCAGCCAAAGGGAUCGGCAUCGGCAAAUCCAAAGACCACUACUCGCUCGAGAGAAAGCGAAGGGGAGAGCACCCCCGUGGAAGCCGAGCAUCGACCCGCCGAACGUUUACCUCCCCAAAAAGAAGCAACCCCAAAACCAGUCGCGAGAGGCAGAGGCAGGCCUAGGAAGCAAGCCACCCGCGACGAAACAGAGAGCGCAGGCGACGACUUUGAUCCCGCUGCGGAAGAGGAAGCGGUGUCAGACACAGCCCGCAGCCCAUCCCCGCUGGUACAUGCCGAGCCCAAGCCAGUCCUCGAGGCAGACCCCGAACCUUCUCCGCCGCCGAGCAUCUCUGCGACCCCACCCCUAGCGCCAUCCAUGGCCGUACAGGAAAGUCUAGCUUCACCGUUUCCUGAGCAGGAGGAACCCGGACCCGGACCUGACCAGGAAGUCGAAUCCGAACCCUCUCCCGCUGUCGAAACCACCCCAUCUCCGGCACCGUCGCCGCCUGCCGAACCCACACCGACUCCCGAACCCUCUGCACCUGCCGAAGCGACACCGACUUCCGAACCCUCCCUCCCCAUCACGCCCUCGCCCGUUCCCGAAUCAUCCCUCCCCAUCGAACACUCACCCGUUCCCGAACCCUCACCCCCGCCGUCCCCGCCGCGACUCCCGUCCGGCCCGACCAUAGUGAGGUUGUUGGACUCGGACGAGGAGGACGACUAUUACGACGGUGGGGGAGGGGGGUACUCCACCGACGGCGAAGGUGCGUCACGGUCGGGGUCGGAGCAUGGUGGCGAGGCUGGUAGUGAGGUGGGGAGCGAUGGGCUGAGCGGUGCCCUGGAGCCGAGUGACUCGGAUGAGGAUGAGGAUGAGGAUAUACCCGCGAGACCUAGUCUGGCGAGCCGAGGGAGGGGUGCGGCCGUUCGUGGAACCCCCGGGGUUGGGAGGGGUAGGCCAAGGGGUAGGGGAAGGGGGCGCGGGGUGGCGGUGUGA
This is a messenger RNA of Chaetomium globosum CBS 148.51, 4056 nucleotides long. RefSeq lists its product as uncharacterized. Lineage: Eukaryota; Fungi; Ascomycota; Sordariomycetes; Sordariales; Chaetomiaceae. Bases 1 to 4056 code for a protein of 1351 amino acids. Gene Ontology annotation, molecular function: DNA binding. The record is from RefSeq and is a predicted model, not a curated record. The transcript is spliced from 4 exons.